GGGAGGUUGGAUUUGGCUCGGUCCAGAUUAAGUGAUCUUCUUUGGGAGGAGUCAUCGCUGCUUUUUGCUUUACUUACGGAGGACGAACCGGAGACCAUUCGUGCAGCUCAUUGUGCAGCGGAACAUCACGGAAUAAACUCUCGGAAACACCGAGCCGCCGAUUCUGCUCUCCACACCUCGCGUGCUGCUAGUAGGAAAAGGUUUUAAUCGCGCGAUAAUUUAACCAAAUUAACCAGUGUAAAAUGAGAUAGAGCUGCCUGGUAACACGGAAAGAGAUCAGAAAGAUACCCAGAGGAACAGUGAGCACACUAGCCCUAAAUCACAGAAAGUUUAGCUGCAUUCUAGUCGAUUCGAAACAAAAGGAAAAAAGAAAGAAAGAGAAAAUGUCCAAACCUAAUUACACUGGUGUUUACAACAUGAUUUCUCAGGAUAAUUUUGAAGAAUAUCUGGCGGCUUUGGAUGUUAAUUAUGCAUUGAGGAAGGUAGUCUGCAUUCUGAAACCCAGCAAACACAUUGAACAUGAUGUGAACACCGGCAGGAUGAAGAUCAAGACUGUAACCACUUUUAAGAACUUCGACAUGGACUUCACUUUAGGGCAGGAGUUCACUGAGGACCUGGGGCCAGUCGAUGGGCGAAAGUGCCAAACUACGGUGGACUGGGACGGUGAUAAAUUGAUCUGCGUGCAGCGAGGAGAGAAAGAGGGAAGAGGCUGGACACAUUGGUUAGAAGGAAACAUCCUCCAUUUGGAGCUGAGGGCUCAGGGUGUCACUGCCAAACAAGUCUUUAAGAAGACUGAGUGAGGAUGAAGAGAGAGAAACAGAGGGGCCGUUGCUGGGGGGUUUUGAGCUGAGUGUAUUCUUUGAGCUCAUGGCUCAAAAAAGGCUGGAUCGCCAUCGUUUUUUUUUUUUUUUUGUCCCUGAUUCACAACAAAUUGUAUUUAAAUAAAGACCACAAAUGAAGAAAUUGGCCACCGCUCCAUGAUGUUUCAGUUUUCCACUUGGAGUUGUGAUCAAACCAAAAUGUGAGCACGACAGCAGCACUCUGUGUGAACAUUCAUCAAUGGUACUAUUAUAAAAUGUGUAUCUGAAAAAUGGCACCUGAAAAUUGUGUUCUGCAGUUGUUUACAGUAAGUUGAAGAAGUCAUUAAAACAGACAGUGGUUGUUCAUUGUAUUUAAUGUCCAGUAACCUGCUACUGGAUUUGGCAAAAUUAUUAUGAAGUAAUCAAGUUGUGAUUAAUUAGCAGUUGUCAAACAUUGUCUAAAAAUGUCAUAAUUUGUAAGGUCUGAAAUUAAUGUCAUGUCAUUUUAUUUGUCCACUCUAAAAUACAACCAUUUAUAUUCA
Molecule: messenger RNA, 1342 nt
Organism: Danio aesculapii
Lineage: Eukaryota; Metazoa; Chordata; Actinopteri; Cypriniformes; Danionidae
Gene: rbp5
Product: retinol binding protein 1a, cellular
Exons: 4
Coding region: 384-800 (138 amino acids)
Biological process (GO): fatty acid transport
Cellular component (GO): nucleus; cytosol
Molecular function (GO): fatty acid binding
Source: RefSeq, a predicted model, not a curated record